Messenger RNA from Miscanthus lutarioriparius, 1083 nucleotides. The record is from the annotation of a GenBank genome assembly. Lineage: Eukaryota; Viridiplantae; Streptophyta; Magnoliopsida; Poales; Poaceae.
AUGGUCGUGUGCAAAUGCCGAAAGGCGACGAGGGUUUACUGCUUCGUCCACCAGGUCCCCGUCUGUGGCGUGUGCAUAUGCUUUCCGGAGCAUCAGCUAUGCGUGGUGAAAAACUAUGCUGAAUGGGUUGUUAAUUCUGAGUUUGACUGGCCACAACACUGUUCAUCUUGCAAUUCAGUUCUCGAAGGUGGAACUGAAGAAACAACACGACUGGGUUGCUUGCAUGUGGUGCACACGAAAUGCUUGAUAUCGCAUAUCCAAAAUUUUCCUUCCCAAACAGCACCAGCUGGAUACGUCUGCCCUUCCUGUUCUGCACCUAUAUGGCCACCUUCAAGCAUUAAAGAUACAGGUUCGCGCCUUCACACUAAACUGAAAGAAGCGAUAGUCCAGACUGGAUUGGAGACAAAUGUAUUUGGAAAUCAUUAUGUGACAAUAGCUAAAGCUGAUACUCGGACAGCUGCUUUUGCAUCAGAUCCUCUCAAAAAUUUAUCCAGUACUGAUGAUAGAGAAACUUAUAGUGCAAAUUCAGCUAAAGAUGCAGCUUUGCCAUCAACAUUACAUUCUGGAAUAUACUCUUCUGCUGUAGGAUCUGGGACAACUAUUCAUGUUGAACCAGAAAUUGUUGAAAUAGAGGGUCCUAGUCCUGUAUUGACCCAAAUUUCAGAACAGGAGUCCAAUUUCAUCAGAAGUCCAAGCCCACAUGGGCCUGGUGCCAUGACAAGAAAAGGUGCUACUACUGUUGAUAGACAAAAUUCUGAGAUUUCUUAUUAUGCUGAUGAUGAAGAUGGAAAUCGCAAAAAGUAUACUAAAAGAGUGUCAGUUGGGGGGAUUAAAUGGCGAAAAAAUAGAAAAAGAAAAGAUGUCCACGCAAAAGGACAACCGUUUGGCUGUUCGACUUCGACAUUCCCUGAUCCAACCGAAUUCUCUACCCUAACUGCAGCGACGGUGGCGGAGCGUGGCCAGUGGGGCGUGCUGGCCGCCGUGGCUAGGCGGGCAACCCCCUCCCGGGGGGGCUGGCGUGCAAUUGGAGCCCAGGGGCCCUGCGCCUGUACUGCCGGGCAGCUUCGGAGGCGUGCUGCUUAG